AAUGAGUGCACCACUGAGAACGGGGGCUGUCAUGACAAGUGCUGUAAUACCAUCGGCAGCUACCACUGCAAAUGUCCAGCUGGCCAGAAACUGGAGGAAGAUGGAAAAUCAUGUGGAGACGAGGAUGAGUGUGUGGUGGUGAAUGGUGGCUGCCAACACGGCUGUGUCAACACACAUGGCUCCUUCCACUGCCAAUGCCGGGUGGGAUACAGGCUCCAUGCGGAUGGGCGCACCUGUAUAGCCAUCAAUUCCUGCAGUGUUAACAAGGGGGGCUGCGAGCAGGAGUGUGUUCAGCUCGAUGAAGACCGAUACAAGUGCCAGUGCCAGCCAGGCUACCGGCUGAAGAGGGAUGCCAGAUCCUGUGAGGUGAUAGACCCCUGCACAAGUGGGAAUGGAGGAUGCUCACAAAUCUGUCAAAAUGAGAGAGGAAUUGCAAAAUGCGAGUGUCACCCAGGGUAUUCUCUUUCUGCAGACAAAAAGUCCUGUUUAGACGUGGAUGAGUGUGCAGAAGGGAGAGCCAGGUGUGCUCAUCGUUGUGUGAACUCUCUGGGAUCCUUCACCUGUGUCUGUAAUCCUGGCUUUGAGCUGGGGGCUGAUGGAAAGCAGUGCUACCGUAUUGAAAUGGAAAUUGUCGAUAGCUGCCAGGACAACAACGGUGGCUGCUCUCACCACUGUGAGCACACGACUGCGGGGCCACGCUGCUCCUGUGAUGAUGGCUAUCGCCUGGAUUUCAAUGGCAAAACCUGCGCAGAGGUGGACGAGUGUGAGACCGGCGAGUCCUGCUGCUCCCAAUUCUGCAUCAACUACGUGGGUGGCUACGAGUGUGCCUGCAAAGCGGGGUUCCAGCCCAACGCUGACGGCUGCUCCUGUGACGAUGUGGAUGAAUGUCGUCUUGAUAAUGGCAACUGCGACCAUUUCUGUGUUAAUUCUCUGGGGUCGUACGAAUGUGUGUGUAAGGAAGGUUACAGGCUUGGUGUUAACAGAUGGUCCUGCAUUGGUGGGGAGGAGGUGGAUGUGGAGGAGACAGCGGGGUUCGCCGGGGUGCCGGGGCUGCAGUUCAGAGGUCCCCCCCAGCUUCUUCGCUUCACGCUCGGUGCCCUCUAUGAGGAUGAAGACCCACGAGGAGAACUCAGCGUGGUGCACAGGGUCGUUUGCCUUGAUAACACUUUUGGCAACGACUGUAGCUUGAGCUGUGAGGAUUGUCUGAAUGGAGGCCAAUGUAACAGUGAACACAGCGGCUGCGUUUGCUCGCCUGGGUGGACCGGCGUUAUCUGUAAUGAAACUUGUUCCCCGGGGACAUACGGCAGAGACUGCGCCGGCGUUUGCAAGUGCCAGAACGGAGGCUCCUGCGACCCUGUGACGGGGCAGUGCCGCUGCCCGCCCGGUGUGCACGGCAAGCUCUGUGAAGAUGGUUGCCCAAAAGGCCUCUUUGGGAAGAACUGUAACAAACCAUGCAACUGUGCCAACAACGGCCAUUGCCACAGACUCUACGGAGCCUGCCUCUGUGACCCCGGGCUCUACGGGCGCUUCUGCCAUCUUACCUGUCCCAGGUGGGCCUUCGGAGCUGGCUGCUCGGAGGAGUGUCAGUGCGUGAAAGAGCACACGCUGGAGUGCAACGCGAGGAACGGGACUUGCACCUGCAAACCUGGUUAUCACGGCAAAAAGUGUCAGAAAGUGUGCACACCUGGCUUUUAUGGCACUGGUUGCAAACUGAGGUGCAACUGUCCUCCUGAUGUCAUGUGUGAUCAUGAGACGGGAGUCUGCAAGCAUCCAUGUCCACCUGGCUUUCAUGGAGAAAAAUGCCAUUUAUCUUGUCAGCCUGGGAGCUUUGGGGUGAACUGUCAGCAGAGGUGCAGCUGUGGAGAAACACCGUGUGAUCCGAAGACGGGACGGUGUAUUUGCCCAGCUGGGAAGACUGGAACUACAUGUGGGCAAGAUUGCCCAGCGGGUCGGUGGGGACCAGACUGCCAGUCCUUCUGUGAGCCCUGCGCCAAUGGAGGCCAGUGCAACAGAGAAACUGGAGCCUGCGACUGUUCCCCUGGCUACACCGGGUCAUCCUGCUCAUCAGGAUGCCCCGAGGGAAGCUUUGGCCCGAGCUGUGAGUCCAGCUGUCAGUGCCAGAACGGAGCUGCCUGUGACCAUGUGAGCGGAGCCUGUACUUGUGCGGCAGGAUGGAUGGGAACGUUCUGUGGAAAAGCUUGUCCAGAUGGAUUCUUUGGGCUUGACUGCCACCAGGUGUGCAAGUGCAAGAAUGCUGCUGGCUGCGACCACGUCCUGGGCACAUGCCACUGCCUGCCUGGCUGGCUGGGAGAGACCUGUGAGCAGCCCUGCCAGGGGGACAGCUACGGGCCAGACUGCAGCCACUCUUGUCACUGUCACAAUGGAGCACUCUGUCACCAUGUAACUGGGACGUGCCUUUGUAGCCCGGGCUGGAAAGGAGCCACCUGCCAAGAAGCCUGUCCUCCUGGAUGGUAUGGUGCAAACUGCCUCCAGCGCUGCAUCUGCCAUGGCCAGGCGACGUGUGACCGGGUGACAGGCGAGUGCCGAUGUCCCCAGGGUUGGAUGGGGAUAGCAUGUGAGCUGGAGUGUGGGGACGGCAGGUACAGAGAGGGCUGUGAGCAGAACUGUAGCUGCCACCAUGGGGUUUGUGACCAGCACUCAGGGAAAUGCAUCUGCGAUGCCGGCUGGACUGGGGACCGCUGUGAUGUUGUCUGCCCGCUGGGAUUUUUUGGCAAGCGGUGUGAGGAGCGAUGUGACUGCGUACAUGCCUUGUCCUGCCACCAUCAAACUGGAGCCUGUCACUGUGAGAAGGGAUGGCGAGGGAGGCACUGUGACAAACCUUGCUUACCUGGCCGCUACGGCAUGAGCUGUGCCCGGCGGUGCCGGUGUCCCCCGGGCACCCCCUGCCAUCACCUGACGGGCGAGUGUGGCUGUCCUCCAGGAUUCACCGGCUAUGGCUGUGAGAAAACUUGUCCACCAGGCACGUAUGGUAAGAACUGUAACCGAGUAUGUCAGUGCUCUGCUGAGAAUGAGGAAUGUCACCCAGUGACUGGCGACUGUGCGUGCCACCCGGGCUACUACGGGCCCCGCUGUGACCUCCGGUGUCCAAAAGGUACUUAUGGUUCAAACUGCCAAAGUCCCUGUAAAUGCAUGAACGGUGGCCACUGCGACCCUGCCUCGGGAACUUGUGAUUGCGCGCCUGGCUUCAUUGGAGCCGACUGCAGUAACACUUGCCCUGCAAACCGAUACGGGAAGGACUGCACCCUGUUCUGUGCAUGUGGUAAAGGUCAGUGUGACCCACGGACUGGCAAGUGUACCUGUCCUCCCGGCCAAAUGGGACCCAGCUGUCAGCAAGUGUGUCCCCAGGGACAAUAUGGCCCCAACUGCCACCUGACAUGUACCUGUCAGAAUGGUGGUAUCUGUGACCACGUGAAUGGCAACUGCACUUGCGGGCUUGGCUGGACAGGAAGAUCGUGUGAGAAAGAAUGUCUCCCAGGGAAGUACGGGUCUGGCUGCAGCUUGGACUGCUCAUGCCAGCACAACAGCACUUGUGACAGAUUCACGGGCUGCUGCCUGUGCCCCGAGGGUUACUACGGCCACUCCUGCGAGCACAGGUGUCCCUUUGGAUUUUAUGGACUAAACUGUCUUCAUGCAUGUGCCUGUAAAAAUGGAGCGAGCUGCGAUGCAGUGACAGGACGGUGUGUUUGUCCUUUGGGUUAUCAAGGUGUCUUCUGUGAGAAAGGCUGUGACAGGGGCUGGUUUGGGGAGAGGUGCCAGCGUCGGUGUGACUGUGGAGAUGCUCCUUGUGAUCCAGAGACUGGGAAGUGCCUUUGCCCACCUGGGAAGACUGGUGACAAAUGUGACAUUGACUGCAGAUCAGACCGGUACGGCCCCGACUGCUCCCUGCGAUGCCAGUGUGCCAGCAAAUCCCAGUGCAAUCCAUACAACGGGAACUGUGUGUGCCCAGCCACGUGGAUGGGGCCAACCUGCAAAGAAGGUGGCCCUCCAAAGCUUCCUUUUUAUGAAGAACAAACUCAAGAAAGAGGGAAUAUUUUUCCAAGAGCUCUACAACAGUAACAUUUGGACUAAUAAAUGAACUGUUUUAUAUGCACAGACGGUAUUUGAAUUUGGAUAUGAAAACAGCAGUUGAAUUCAGCUUGAAUUGUACUGAAGUAUUCACACUUCUUAUGGAAGACUACAGAGGCUAUUUAGUAGCUGGAUCCUUUUAAAAAGUCGAAUCUGUUUCAUGUAUUUAUUCCUAGUCUCUUACCCUUCCAUUAAUCUGCUCUGGACAUUCUUUUUUGAUACAUAAUUAAUUGUUUGAAAGUUUGGACAUGUG
Antrostomus carolinensis (chuck-will's-widow) is the source of this 4339-nucleotide messenger RNA. Its product is annotated as multiple epidermal growth factor-like domains protein 6. Gene Ontology annotation, molecular function: calcium ion binding. Lineage: Eukaryota; Metazoa; Chordata; Aves; Caprimulgiformes; Caprimulgidae. The annotation marks the transcript as partial. The record is from RefSeq and is a predicted model, not a curated record. The transcript is spliced from 32 exons.